Molecule: messenger RNA, 2435 nt
Organism: Centropristis striata (black sea bass)
Lineage: Eukaryota; Metazoa; Chordata; Actinopteri; Perciformes; Serranidae
Gene: mlh1
Product: mutL homolog 1, colon cancer, nonpolyposis type 2 (E. coli)
Exons: 19
Coding region: 183-2345 (720 amino acids)
Biological process (GO): mismatch repair
Cellular component (GO): MutLalpha complex
Molecular function (GO): mismatched DNA binding; ATP-dependent DNA damage sensor activity; ATP hydrolysis activity
Source: RefSeq, a predicted model, not a curated record
UUUAGGUAAGAGUGAGACCUCUUCAUUUUAUAUCCUCUUUGGUCAUAUGCAUGCUUUGCUUCUUGGACAAGUUGUUAUGCUACAUUUAAGCUUAAAUACAUACAUAUUUAUCCAAAUGUAAGUGUAUCCACAGCUUUUACCAGCUAACUUACCUCAGAAACGUAGUGAGCAGCGCUGUAAACAUGGCGGGAGUCAUCCGGAGGCUCGACGAGACUGUUGUCAACAGGAUAGCUGCAGGAGAAGUUAUCCAGCGUCCUGCCAACGCCGUCAAAGAACUGAUUGAAAACUGCUUGGAUGCAAAGUCCACCAACAUUCAGGUGACGGUGAAAGACGGCGGAAUGAAGCUCCUUCAGAUUCAGGACAACGGGACUGGCAUCAGGAGAGAAGAUAUGGAAAUAGUUUGUGAGCGGUUUACCACCAGCAAACUCCAGACUUUUGAGGACCUUUCUGGUAUUGCAACCUAUGGAUUCAGAGGAGAGGCUCUUGCCAGUGUGAGCCAUGUUGCACAUGUUACCAUAACGACAAAGACAGCUGAUGCCAAGUGUGCCUACAGAGCCAACUACAGCGAUGGCAAACUGAAAGGCCCUCCCAAACCCUGUGCCGGCAACCAGGGAACACAGAUUCUUGUGGAGGACCUCUUCUAUAAUGUGUCCACCAGGAGGAAAGCUUUAAAGAGCCCCAGUGAUGAAUACUCCAGGAUUGUAGAGGUGGUCAGCAGGUACGCCAUACACAACUCAGGAAAAAGUUUUUCUGUCAAAAAGCAAGGAGAGACGGUGGCAGAUGUUCGGACUCUUGCCAACGCAUCUGUAGUGGAUAAUAUUCGAGGAGUUUUUGGCAAUGCCGUCAGCAGGGAGCUGAUCGAAGUGGGCUGCGAGGAUCAGAAGCUCGCUUAUAAGAUGAAAGGCUACAUCUCAAACGCAAAUUACUCGGUCAAGAAAUGCAUCCUGAUCCUCUUCAUCAACCAUCGUCUGGUGGAGUCGAGCGCUUUGAAGAAAGCAAUCGAGACUGUUUAUGCUGCAUACCUUCCCAAGAACACACACCCUUUUCUUUACCUCAGCUUGGAGAUCGCUCCGCAGAAUGUAGACGUGAAUGUCCAUCCCACAAAACAUGAGGUGCAUUUCUUGCACGAGGACAGCGUCAUCGAGAGCGUUCAGAAGCACGUAGAGAGCAAACUGCUGGGCUCCAACUCCUCACGCACGUACUUCACUCAGACGUUGCUGCCGGGGCUGUCGGUCUCAGGUGGCAGUGAGGUCAAGUCCUCCAGCGCAGCGGCAGAGUCUAGCGAGCGGGUCUACGCUCAUCAGAUGGUGAGGACUGAUUGUCGCGCUCAGAAGCUGGACGCCUUCCUCAAGCCGAAAGAGAAGUCGCCUCCUGACCCCGAAGCAGCCGGUCCCAGCAGCAGGGAGGCCGAGACCAAAACCGUAGAAAUGGACGAGACGGAUGAUGUGGACAUGCUGGAGGCCCUGGCAGAGCAGGAGGCAGAGGUGCCAGAAGGUGAUGAAGACAGCAGCGUUCAAAGGAAGCGACCCAGGAAAGAGCAGCAGGAGGAAGAAGACCUGACGGCUCCAGCCACGCCCAAGAGACGAGUCAUCAAACUGAACAGCAUCAAAGAGCUCCGAGCUGAGAUCACUGACAACACACACAAAGGUCUUCAAGAAAUGCUGCAGAAUCACUCGUUUGUGGGCUGCAUCAACCCUCAGUGGACUCUGAUCCAACAUCACACCAAACUCUACCUGCUCAACAUCACCAAACUCAGCCAGGAGCUUUUCUACCAAAUACUCAUCUACGACUUUGGGAACUUUGGUGUGCUAAGACUAUCUACUCCAGCUCCACUUUAUGACCUGGCCAUGUUGGCUCUGGACUCUGAGGAAAGCGGCUGGACAGAAGAUGAUGGUCCUAAAGAGGGCCUGGCUCAGUACAUAGUGGACUUUCUGAAGAAGAAAAGUGAGAUGCUGGAGGACUACUUCUCCGUGGAGAUAGACCAGGAAGGAAACCUGACAGGGCUGCCGUUGCUGCUCGACAAGUACAGCCCAGUGAUGGAGGGUCUCCCCAUGUUCAUCCUGCGCCUGGCCACCGAGGUGAACUGGGACAAUGAGAAGGAGUGCUUCAGAGACUUCAGUAAGGAGUGCAGCAUGUUCUACUCCAUCAGGAAGCGCUACAUCCUGGAGGCCGAGCCGGGAGAGGAGCAGGAUGCUGAGGGGAACUCGUGGCGUUGGAAAGUCGAGCACGUUAUCUUCAAAGCUUUCCGAACCCUCUUCAGUCCUCCGAAGAGCUUCAGCGAGGACGGCACCGUGCUGCAGAUCGCCAACUUACCUGAUCUCUAUAAAGUGUUCGAGAGGUGCUGAGUCUCUUCAUCAAACCAACCAGACAUGCUGCUCUUACUUUUUAUACUACUGUAACAUUUGUUCUGUAAAUAAAUACUUUGUACGAGACAA